AUGAGUUCAGCAGAAGUAGAUUCAAAUACAACUUCUGAUUCAAAAUCAGGAUCAACAGCAGCAGCAACAACUACUACAACACAAAAGAAUCCUUCCCGUACUCCCACUUCAUGGGAUGCUGAAGAUGAUAUUCUUUUAAUGCACCUUAAGGACAACCAAAAAUUAGGUUGGAAAGAAAUAGCCAGUCAUUUCAAUAACAGAACACCAAAUGCUUGUCAGUUUAGAUGGAGAAGAUUGAAAUCAGGUAAUUUGAAGAAUCCUCCUAAAUCUGCUGCUGCUUUGGGUGCACAAUUUAAACAAAAUCCAAAUAUGAAUGCAGCAACAAAGAAAAAGAAAGCCACACCAACACCAACAUCAUCAUCCUCAUCAUCAUCGACGACUAAGAAUAAAGAAAAUAAAAAUACCAAUAGUAAUCUUAAUGAUUCAAUAGGAAAUAUUUCUCGAGAAGAUACUGCAAGUCAAACACCAACUAGUAAUAGUACUAGUAAUUUCACAUACAACCCAAUGACAACAGGUACUUUUCAAGGUUUCGACAAUAGUAUUUCAACGGCGUUAGCAGGUCUCAAUGCGUUGUCUAAUUCCCCAUCUUAUAUUUCAGGUUCAUCUCCUCCAACACCAAGAGGUGGAAUGACAUCGCCAAAUAUUAGAGGAUCCAUUUCCGGAACCAGUUUAAGUCACAGGUAUGAGGCAUCCCCUGGAGCAAGUGGAAUUGGUGAUGAUCGUCGUAGGUCAAGUGUUAAUGGUCCUACAUCAAGUAACGGUGGAUAUUAUGUCGAUGUAUCUGUUGAUCCAACUAUGAAUCUCCCACAUAACAAAUCACAUCCAACAACUCCUUCAGCACUUACACCAAGAAAUUCUACUUCAGGAGCAGACAAAGCAUCAAAUCUUGCCACUAAUCAUAGAGCAUCUAUAUCAGGAAUAGCAAGUAUUUCUGCAUUACGCAACAAUUCAAUUAUACAAUUCACAACAGAUGAAAGAGGAUCUAUACUGUCUUUGGGUAGAGCAUCAGUUUCUUCUUUGCCUUCAAAAUCAAUGAAAAUACCUCAUCAUGAACUGGGGAAUACGGCGCUAGCACAUUUACCAGUUUUGUUUGGUGGUACUGGAGGAAGUGUUAGUGGACCUUCAAGAAAUUCAAGUGUAAGUGGAGCAUCUGGAUUACAACAAUCGGCAUUAUCAAGUUUACGUAAUGGAAGUACAGCUAAUUCAACUACUGGAUAUUUCUCACGUUCUGGAUCAGUGGUGAUACCUCAUAAUGCCGAUAAAAAGGAUGAAGAACCUUUGAAAUUUGAUAAAGAACGACUGGAGAUGGAUAAUAAGAAGUUUAAUAAAAUUAGGAGAAAUAUGCCACCAAGUACGGUAUCAAAUAGAACUAAAAGAAAACCAGGUACCCCACAACCUAAACUAGAUAUACCAUGGACAAUGGAAGAAGAUGAAUUAUUGAUUAACAGACGUAAUAGAGAAUUAUCAUUUGCUGAAUUGUCUAUCUUAUUACCUCAACGUACAGAAGGUGAAAUUUGGGCACGUAUAGAUCAUUUGGAGAAGUUGAGAAAUGGAGGUCAUAGAACAGCAAAUUCACGAGAUUCAAGAAGAUUAAGACAAGAAAGUAUAGGACUAGAUGAUAUGGAUGAUCUUUAUGAUGAUGAUGACGAUGAUGAUGUGCUUAGAGUAAGUGAUGAUGACGAUGAUGUAUUAGUUGAUGUUGAUGAUAUGACUCUUCCCAAGAAAAAGAAAAGAAGAAUGAGUUCAGCUGUCAAUCCAUUAUCUGUCAGAAGCACAAUUAGGAAAUAG
Candida tropicalis MYA-3404 is the source of this 1788-nucleotide messenger RNA. RefSeq names its product Dot6p (gene DOT6). NCBI's taxonomy places the organism in Eukaryota, Fungi, Ascomycota, Pichiomycetes, Serinales, Debaryomycetaceae. The transcript has a single exon. The record is from RefSeq and is a predicted model, not a curated record. The coding region runs from base 1 to 1788 and encodes 595 amino acids.